Molecule: messenger RNA, 1418 nt
Organism: Taeniopygia guttata (zebra finch)
Lineage: Eukaryota; Metazoa; Chordata; Aves; Passeriformes; Estrildidae
Source: RefSeq, a predicted model, not a curated record
CGGAACCAAAGCCCGGCUCAUCCCCACCCUGCUCAUCCCAGGGGAGGGAGAACCAUCCCGGGCCGGCCGGGGUCGGCGGGGACUCGGGGGCUGAGCGGAGCCGGGUGGUUUGAAAAUGAAUUUGGCUGUGCUUUGGGAGGCUUUGGGCGGCUGUGCCGCUGUGUGGCGGCAGCAAACAGGGAUGGAAACAGCCGGGGGCGAGUCUUUAUCAUCCCAGAAAAAUCCAGCGGGAGCGCUGGGUGCUGCUGGGCAAAGGAAACGCUGCGCAGGAAAGGCCGGGCGGCUGAGGCAGCGCUGCCACAGCUCGUGGGGAGGUGCAGGGUGUUAUUUGGAGUACGAGGCCAUGGAGGAUUUCCAGGAUGUGCUCCCUUCAUAAGCACUGCAAGGCUCGGUGGCCAGGAAGAGCUCGGCGAAUUUAAUCCUGCUGAAGAAAACACCGCUCCCUUUCCUGACACGGCUUCUCCCCGAGCAGAGCGAAAUUUCCCGCAGGAAUUUCUCUUCUGGGAGGGGGUCGCUGAGCUGAGCCCCCUCCCCGGCACUGAGGCAAGUUCUCCGGGCAGCGUUUGUUCGGAGGUCAGAAAGGCUGAACUGGGCUCGUUCAGCUCGGGGCUGUUGCGGUUCAGAGCAGAAGUUCAAAGGGUGAACUCUUCCCUGGCAGCCCCAGAAAGUCGCAGCUUCCCGGGAGGGUUCAGGGUUGGCACAGCCCGGUGCCAGGUGCUGCCCCAGCCGGGGGGCAAAGGGAGGGAAAUGGAGCAGCAAAGAGCCUGUUUGGGCUUUUUUUUUCUGCAUCUGUGCCCCUUGGAUUCAGGCAGGAAUGAGUUACAGCCUGACUUUGAUGAGGAAAUUACAGAGGUUUUUAAAACAAACAGUCCCAUCCCCACCUCCUCCGCAGCACCAGGAGGCCCUCAACAUCUGGUGCUCUUCUUCCUCGUCGCGGCCUUCUUCUUCUUCUCCCAUCCCUACCCCGAGAAGUGGUUCCCUGGGAAGUGCCACUUCUUUGGGCAGAGCCACCAGAUCUUCCACGUGUUCCUGGUGCUCUGCACGCUGGCGCAGAUCGAGGCCGUGGUGCUGGACUAUGAGUCCAGGAGGGAGAUCUACUCCUCCCUGCAGCAGGACCUGGCUUACGACUUCUCUGCCCUGUUCCUGGCCACUGUCACCUGCUCUGUCCUCACAGCCACCUACAUGGCCCAAAGGGUGAAGAACAAGCUGGGCCUCAAGGAAGAGUAAAGAAGGACUGAGCUCAACCCAAAUCCAGCCCCAAGCCUCCAACUGCUGCUUCAUGAACUGUUACUCAGCAAGUGCUUUCGGUAGGAAUGAAAGAGAUGCUUUUAAUGCUUUUUAAAUCCAGCCUAAGUUACAGCUUGCUCAUAGAAUGGUACACAGGUUUAAUUCACAUGUGAAUAAAUAGUUGGAACAAA